AGUGCAGCCAACUGAACGGCAGUUGAGUUUAACAGAAGUGGUUUUCUGUUUAGUAUUUCUGUUUAGAUUUGGAUGAUCGCUGUUCAUGGCAGAGAUGGUUGUUGGGAAAGGACUCGUUUUAGCCCUACUUUUCUUUGCCGUUGAUGCACGGAGACCGAGAACAGAGCCGCCGUCUGAGGUUGUAGAACAGAAAUCGGGGCCGUUAUACAUGGUGAUGUUUCCUGGAGUGAUUGAGUCUGGUUCUGAAGCCAAAUUGUGUGCAAGUCUUCUGAAACCUCAAGAGAAACUCACAAUGACCAUUUCUCUGCUUGAUGAGAAAAACGUGGUAACUCGACUUGUGCAGCAGAACUCUCGGAUAGCAUUUCACCGAUGCUUUAGUUUCCAGGCUCCUAAAGUAGAUGGAGAAUCUGUGCAGAAGUUUCAGGUGGAAGUUAAUGGAGGGGGCUUCAAAGUGAAGGAAGAGAGCAAAGUUAUGUUCAAACGUUACCAGCCUUUGACUUUCAUUCAAACAGACAAACCCAUCUACAAUCCAGGACAGACGGUUAACUUCAGAGUUGUCACCAUGGAUACCAAAUAUGUGCCUCUUGAUCAAAUGUAUAGUUUGGUGGUCGUGGAGGACAACUCUAAUAACCGGAUCGGACAGUGGACAAAUGUUACCUCAAGGUGGAUAUUGGCGCUUUCUCACCAGUUAAACCCAGAAGCUCAGGUUGGGAUGUACACACUGAGAGCUUUUAUUGGUGAGAGAAUGACCUCACAGGUUUUUGAGGUGAAAAAAUAUGUUUUGCCCAAGUUUGAUGUGACCAUAAAUGCACCACCGCUGUACAGCAUUGCAGAUGUGGGACUGACCGUUGAGGCUUGUGCCAAAUACACGUAUGGGCAGCCUGUACCUGGUCAAGCGUUGGUGGAAGUGUGUCGUGAUCCAUAUGUUGUGUCUAAGUUGACCCGUCAGUGCCUGAAUAAAACCACUAAGAUGAACGACACUGGCUGUGCCUCCCUUACCAUCAGUACAUCAGAGUUUUUCAACCCAAGAUCUGAGAAUUUGCAAGAUUUAUUUUCUGUUAUUGUGAAUGUCACUGAGGAGGGAACAGAUGUAGUGAUCUCAAAAGCCACAACUUUGGCCAUUACAUUUGAAGUCGGCAAGGUCAAAUUUUUGGACCUCCCAGAUUACUAUGAACCUGGAGAAGUGAUUAGUGGAAGGGCAAGUAAAAGAUCAUCCCUCAUUGCAGAAGGCUUCACAUUGGUUCCCUUUCUGAAAUUCAGUCUUUCCCAACAGAUCUCAGUGUGUCACUUCAAUGGGACUCCAAUCACGAACAAAGCAGUGUAUCUGCUGGAUGGUAACAGCUGGCCGAAGAAACUGCUGCUGAAUCUGACCACAAACCGGAAAGGAGUGGCCAAGUUCUCCUUAAACACUGCUAAGCUUGCUAAAGACGCUCUGAAUCUGGUGGCAAGUGCAACGCCAGCCAUUGUUUAUAGUUUCAAGUCGGCGUACUUCGCUACAGAUACAAGGACUGUUCAGCUUCUCCAACUUGGUUCUUCUAGCAACCCAACGAUUAGUGAACUGAGUAUAGUAAAGCUUGAGCAACCACUCAAGUGUGAUGGCGUGGUUCCCAUAACCGUGAAGUAUGCUUUUGUUGGAGAAUCUGGUGGCUACAGUGUUGACAUCAUCUAUAUGGUCUUAUCCAGAGGAGUUAUUGUUCUCCAUGGAUUUAAGAAGAUCACCUCAAGGGCUUCUGAUACUGUCACAAGUGGCACAGUGUCGUUCCAGCUGUCUGUCAGUGUUGAUAUGGCUCCAGUAGUGCAGAUUCUGGCCUUCUGUGUUCUGCCCAGUGAGAAUGUGGUUGCUACAAGUGCACCGUUUGACACCGAAAUGUGUUUCCAGAACCAGGUGUCUCUGCAGUUUUCUCCAGCUACUGCCGUUCCUGGUGAAGAAAACACUUUGACUGUUUCUGCUCAAGCAGGAUCCCUGUGUGGCCUCAGUGCUGUUGAUCAGAGUGUCCGGAUCAUGGAGCCAGGAAGACGUCUGAGUCCUAAAAUGGUGUUUGACUUGCUCCCGAUCCAGUCAGUUUACCCGUACAGUGUGGAGGACGAACCAGAGUGUAUAAGGUUUCAACCCCGUAUACGUUUUCGACCCAGUCAAUCUAUUGUAAUCUAUAGUCAAGCCUACACAACCUUCAAGAGCGUGGGGAUAAAGAUCACAACCAACAUUGCUGCAUUAGCCCUUCGGUGCCAAGACUAUCAAUACGGCUUCCCAGAAGACAUUAGAAGGUUUGAUGGAGUGGCUCUGGCUCGGGCUCAGGUUCCGGUUCCGGCUGCUAUCCCUCUGGAAGCAGAAACUGCUGGAGUCCAGCACUCUUUUGAAGUGAGCGUCAGGACUUACUUUCCAGAAACCUGGAUCUGGCAGCUUGCUCAAGUGGAUGAAACUGGAUCCACACGAGUUCCCCUCAAGGUUCCUGACACCAUCACCACAUGGGAGGCCGAGGCGUUCUGUGUGUCCUCCAAAGGUUUUGGCUUGGCUCCUCCUGUUCAGCUGACGGCCUUCCAGCCCUUCUUCCUGGAGCUCUCCCUGCCUUACUCCAUCAUCCGUGGAGAGUCUUUUGAGCUGAAGGCCACGGUCUUCAACUACCUGUCCAAGUGCAUCAUGGUUAAAGUGACUCCAGCUUCUUCCUUGGCCUUUACUCUUAAACCACUUAAUGAGCCAUACUCAUCCUGUCUCUGUGCCAAUGGGAGAAAGACCUUUAAAUGGGUGUUCACUGCUUCUGUACUCGGACCUGUUAAUGUGACUGUCAGUGCUUCAGCUGAACCAUCCCAGACUCUAUGUGGCAGUGAGGUUGUAACUGUGCCAACAAGGGGACGCAUUGAUGUAGUCACUCAAAGUCUACUUGUUCUGCCUGAAGGAGUUGAAAGGACAAACUCCCAGAGUUGGUUACUCUGUCCUAAGGGCAACAUUCUUUCUGAAGAUGUGCUUCUGACAUUUCCAGCAGAUGUGGUUCAGGGAUCAGCCAGAUGUUCGGUUUCAGUCCUUGGGGACAUAAUGGGUCGUGCCCUGAAGAAUCUGGACCAGUUAUUACGGCUGCCGUAUGGCUGUGGAGAACAGAAUAUGAUUGUUCUUGCUCCUAAUAUUUAUAUUCUGCUUUACCUGGAAACCACAGGGCAACUCACAGAAGCCAUUCGACAGACCGCCACGGGCUACCUUCACAGUGGAUACCAAGGACAACUGAACUAUAGGCACAGUGAUGGUUCAUACAGCACAUUUGGUAACGAUGAAUCGAACACAUGGCUGACCACCUUUGUCCUGAGGUCUUUUGGUCUGGCGAGGCAGUUUAUCUUCAUUGAUCCACAUGUACUGCAGAGUGCAAAGGAUUGGUUGAUCAGCAAGCAGGGUUCCGAUGGCUGCUUCAUACAACAGGGAACUCUGUACCACAAUGAAAUGAAGGGUGGGGUUGGUGACCGCGUGACUAUGACCGCCUACAUUUUAGCAUCACUGCUUGAACUAGGUGUCCCCAUCACGGAUCCGGUCAUCACCAAUGCUCGGUCUUGCUUGAGGCCUGUCAUUGGGAACCUGGGAAACACUUACACGACGGCUCUGCUUGCCUACACCUUCAGUCUGGCUGGAGAGACCAGCACUCGAGCACAACUUUUAACUGCCUUGAACAACGUUGCUAUUUCUGAAGGAAACAAGCUCCACUGGUCUCAGACGUCAUCUGGUGACACUCUGGCGGUGGAGAUCAGCUCGUAUGUGCUGCUAGCGGUUCUCUCUGUACAGCCUCUCAAGACCACUGAUCUGGGGUAUGCUAACCGCAUUGUCAACUGGCUUGUGGCCCAGCAGAACCCUUAUGGAGGCUUUUCCUCCACCCAGGACACGGUGGUGGCUCUUCAUGCUCUGUCUCUGUACGCCGCUGAAGUGUUCAGCCUGGAGGGCUCCAGCACUGUUACUGUAGAGCCGUCUGUGGCAGGAGAGGUUUAUAACUUUGAUGUGAAUCAGGACAACAGGCUGCUGUAUCAGGAGAAGCCACUAAAGAAAAUUCCUGGCAGAUAUAGUGUUGAAGUGAAGGGCUCCAGUUGCGUGUCUGUGCAGGUUGCAUGUUUCUACAACAUCCCGACUCCUGUUCUAGUUGCCAAAACUCUGAGUGUUGAAGUUAAGGUGACUGGAGACUGCCAAGGAGCCAAUAUCAUGGUGAACUUAACUGUGAAAUACAAUGGCCCAAAAGCUAGCACUAACAUGGUUAUUGUGGACAUUAAGCUCCUGUCAGGAUUUACUGCUGAUACAACACUUCUAGGACCUCUGCCCGAAUUGUUUGACCCGAUAAUUGAGCGGGUUGAUUCUGGCGAAGACCAUGUCCUAGUGUAUCUGAAAGAGAUUCCCAAAGGUGUCCCUGUGGCUUACAGUCUGCUGCUGAAACAGAUUCUUGUAGUGAAAAAUCUCAAGCCAGCUGUCAUCAGUGUUUAUGACUACUACGAGCCAAGUGAUUCUUUUGAGACUACCUACAUGUCUCCUUGUCCUUGACUUGUUUCCGUGCUGGUUACGGAAUCCAUGA
Messenger RNA from Carassius carassius (crucian carp), 4535 nucleotides. RefSeq names its product alpha-2-macroglobulin-like. Gene Ontology annotation, molecular function: endopeptidase inhibitor activity. The record is from RefSeq and is a predicted model, not a curated record. Gene Ontology annotation, cellular component: extracellular region. The transcript is spliced from 33 exons. Lineage: Eukaryota; Metazoa; Chordata; Actinopteri; Cypriniformes; Cyprinidae. Bases 86 to 4504 code for a protein of 1472 amino acids.